Molecule: messenger RNA, 1335 nt
Organism: Drosophila ficusphila
Lineage: Eukaryota; Metazoa; Arthropoda; Insecta; Diptera; Drosophilidae
Exons: 1
Coding region: 190-1131 (313 amino acids)
Biological process (GO): protein insertion into mitochondrial inner membrane from matrix; inner mitochondrial membrane organization
Cellular component (GO): mitochondrial inner membrane
Molecular function (GO): ribosome binding
Source: RefSeq, a predicted model, not a curated record
GUUUCUGUUUUUUCCCAGUGAAAUCUUACCAAAUGCGGGGCUAAUUGAACUGGCAAGGGUCUAUCCUUCAAUCCUCACUCUGUUUCUGAGAAUUCAAUGCCAAGCGAUUCCAUACAUAUGUAUUCCGUUCAGUUUGAAUAUUCCGGCUAUUCUUUUCACUAAAUUCAAACCAAAUUAAACAAUGUAAAGAUGAGGAUACACAGAUCGUUGAUAAACAAUUACUCCUGCUGUGGUCAUGUGCUGCAGCGAUUGAUGCGAAAGUCCAGGCGGAUCUUCUCGAGAAAUAAUCUAAGUGCUCCUCUUCAGGUGCGGAAUAGUUUUCAUGGUUCUCGAAAGGAUGUAACUCAGGUUGAAGCCAAUUCGGAUAGUAAGCUAUCAGACAAAAAGCUGGACAUUGAGCUGGAUUUUUUCGUGGCCAAGGACGAGGACCGUCUGAUAUCUUUGCCCUCGUUGAUUUACUUCUACAGUCCACUUAGUCGUCUGCUCACCAAGCUGUCUCUGCUCCGGCUGAAGCUCCUGUGGGAUUGGGAUUUCUCAGAGCGCAACUUCAUAGAGAAUUCACGCCAGGCAGCUGCCGUUUUCACCGAUUUCGUAAGGCGUCGCCGGAACAGCAAUGUGGAGCGAUGCAGUACGCCCAUGGGAUACAAGCAAAUCAAGCACGAUCUGCUGGACGAGCCACCUGACUGGAGGCUCGACAUGAUGCGAUUCGAGAAGAUCCACUUCCGGCGGGCCAUUCCGCUGAAGGUGCAACUGCUGCGGCACUACGACCAUCAAUUUGCUUUUCUCGAUGUGAUUUUUGUGGCCCUGCGGCGAUCCAAUGAUUUCCGAUCCCCCGACGAACUUCGCGAGAUGAGCAAGCUUCUGAGUAAAUAUGUGGAUCCCACGCAAUUGAAGGUUUCACAUCCGCUGAUCUUCGCCGAGGUUUUCAUGCGCUUCCGACGAGAUUAUUCAGUGGGGGCCACGAAAAUGGGAAAUGUGCGGAACAACAAUCGCUGCAUGGGCCAGUGGUUGAUUUCCACAUACAAAGUGGUGCGAUUCGACAUCCUCAACGAUCAUCCGCUGUACGAAAUUCCCCAGUUCGAGGAGUGGAUGCCACCAGUAAUGCCUCGCGUGGGUCGCACCGUUGAAUAAAAUGUGUUUCGCACUCAAGUCAUUUUAUUUACUCAUUUACUUCGAGAAAAAAAAUAGAUUUUUUUAAAUUUAAAGUUCUUAAAAAUUUGUCUGAUGAAAAGAAUUGUGUACCAGUUUAGAAAAUUAGAAGUUAAGAUAAGAAAUCUCUGAAUUUUAAUAUUAUGUUUUUUUGAAAAAUCCCAAUUAAAUGUUAUACAAUCCUAA